CAAAGUGGUCUUUGGAUUGCAGUCUGCUGCGUGUAGUCAACACGAGAAGACUCAGUAACAGUGACAGGGAUGAAGGCCUAGAAUACUUAAGCUUAAAGUUUUGGAAAAGGUUUUGGAAAGGAAGUGUGGAGGUAACCUUAGGUGUACAUUAUUGUUAAUGUGUUCUAGAUUAAUCCUUUUCAUUGUGUACAUUUUGAAGGGAUGUUAGCUUAUAUGUUUUGGGGGUCUGUCUGUGAAGUUCAGGUAAAUCUGCAUCUUAAGACACUACUGCUCCCAGCUCUCUCCUGUCUUGUGCCAGCAGAUGCCAUGUACAGAAGCAGAUGUACAUCAGCUCCAGGCCACAGAGGUUUUCAAGCAUGAUAAACCGUAAGCUAUGAGCUGUGUUGAUUGAGGAAUGGGCAAAUUUUUAUUUUUACUGUUAAAAGAAUGACAACUUCUUUCAGAGCAUAUGAGAGAAUGGAUGAGAUUCUGUCCAAUUAAUGGGAAUUUUGCUGUUGACUUUAUUGGGGCCAGACUAGCCUAAUAUUCCUAACAGGUUUUCCAACAGUGGGCAAAUUAGCUAAUUGGGGUGUGUGCAGGAAUGACAGAAUGCUAUAGAAACAUAGAUGGCUAAAAUAACAUUAGAUAUGAAUUAAUUGUUUUUCUCAGAAUUAAGUAGCAAAAAUUAGCCCUAAACAUACACUUCUUCAUCUAUGGUUUGUGAAAUCGGAGUCAGUUAUGUCUUUAAUAUACAUAGGAUAGCAAAAACUUGGUUACUCUUUUUUGCUUAUACUGAACGUCUGUCCAUGUUGCGAUGUUAGAUGACCAAGUGGCUUCAGUCGAACUCUCCAUCUAUUGGAAUUAAGUAUAUGAAUAGGUAUUUGUGUGACCAGGGCUUAUAUGUAUAUAAUGCAGCAACGUGCUAAUUGAUGUGAAAUGAGGUUCUUCUGGUGACCCAGAUGGGUGUAGAAGGUCAACACAGGACACUAGACCAAAGUCUUACUUGCAAAAAGAUCUAAAUACUAAGGAAGUAUAACCAUUUAGUUAAAAGGCUUUGUGCUUUAUAAGACUAAAUAACUUAGAGUGAAAAGAAAUAUUUGAAAUAAGAACUUUGCUAUUCUGUGAUCUUAACUGUGUGUUCCUAAAAAUAGUGUGGUUUUUUUGUAAAGAGAAAAAGGAACAAAGAGAACACAUUUUGAACUCUGGUAUCUGAUUAAUUUCUGAUCCAGAUUGUGUUAGCCAUGGGUAUGCUGCUGGUUAUUUGGCACAACUCAGUUUGGAAACUGUAAAAGUUCAGAAAAUAAUACCUUCCAGCCCUUCUCCAUUCCAUACCAGCUCUUCUACCCACCCUUCUUAGGAAUAUUUAAACAAAUGUUAGAAAAUGAAACAAUUCACAGUGGAGUACUUGUGUUUUCAUUUUUCUGCUUUAAUCUUUUAAGAAGGUUUAGACCUGGAGAUCAGUUUUAAAGAUGGCUGUGUGAAAGAAAAUGCCUCAUACUGACUUCAGUAGCAAAAGUUUGAGGAGUUCAGUUUCUGUUUGUUCAUGUAAGCUACAGAAUACAAAAUACUUCUCAAAGUCUUGCCAUUUAGGUACCCAAACUGGGGCUCUUUUGAAGAUUGGGUCCCAAUUUUCUAAUCUAGAGAUUGUCUUCAUGAUUCCACUGAGUAAGGAUAUUUAAAUUAAUAGAGUAGGGUGAGAUAUAGAAUAAAAUAUCAGAUGAUAUCAGAAAGUCUACCCUAAGCUUAGAAUAUAUUUUUAGGGACAGAUUAUCUAUUAUUAAGUCUUUUAUCAAUUUAGACACCUCUCUGUCUUACAGAAGAGACAAAGCAUUUCUGAAACAAAGUACAUCUACCACUAACAACAUAUGACUUUUCUGAACGUAAACAUUUACAGAUUGGUACAGAAUAGGAUAAUUCUAGCUAGAAGGUAAAGACAGAUCUAAGAAAUUCUCAUCUUUUUCAGACAGUUAGUCUGUAGAUCACAGUAGUAUGCCCCAUCAGCCAGAAACGUGCAUGUUUCAUUAAAAAUUCCAUUAUAGCAGUUGGUCGGUCAUUUGUCUCCAUAUAGAUCUAAAACAAUUAUAAUAACAUUCUUACUCUUUUCAGAACAGAUGGAGGAUUAAAUGUAAUACAAGAAAUCUGAAAUAAUGGAAGAGCUAAAAAUAGUGACUUAUACAAUAUUGAUAUGUUUUUCAAUGUAUUUCUCUCCAUUGUCCUUUUAUAUUUUUUUAUCUGCAGGCCCUAAUCCUUUAGAUAUUUAUGGAACUCUGAAAUGUUAUGUACUUCAGUGGUUCUAAUAUGAACAGCACUAGAGCUCUUUAAAAUAGAAAUAGACUUUUGAAGUCUCACUGCUUUUUUAAUAAUCUGUAGCUAAGAAUCUAAUUUUUUUAUAGAUAAACUUGAAAAAUAUGUAGACCAUAUGAAUAAAUUUGUACCAUGUCUGACCUGUUUGGUAUAUGUAUAUCAAAAAGCAUGGCCAAAGCAAAAUUUCUGGAUACCUGUAUCCCAGAUUCCUUCCAAGGUAUACAUUUUUUUUUAAAGUCUGUAGUUCUUGAAAGAACACAAGCUUGUAAAACAAGUGGUGCUAACAAGAAAUUGAAAUUCUUACUGAAUGGAAAUUCCAAAUAUAUGUUCUUUUUAAUUAUACUGAGCCAUUUUGAGUAAGUAUAUAAGGCAGUAACUACAUAUUACAUAUUAUGCAUAUAAACAGAUUUCAAGCUGUAUCUUAAUGCAGAAGUAAAAGAAAUUAAUGGAUAUAAUGCAUUGAUUAUAGAUCAUCUUUAUGGAAUCAUAAAAUCAUGAGAGUUAUUAAAAUUGAUCAACUUUUCCCACCAAAGCAUAAAAGCACUCUUCUGUUUUAGAAAAACAUAUUUUCUGAUGCAAACCCAUUCUGUUAAAAACAAUAACCAAAAAACCCCAAACCCUACAGUGUUUACAUUUGUAGUUUUCUGACCUCCUCCCAAUGGCCUAUUUAUACAUUUAAGUAAUCUGCAUACGCAAGCAACUUAAAUGCAGGGAAGCUCAAUCUUUAGAAUAUUUUAACAGACAAAGAUACUCUUAAGUUUUCAUUCUUCACUAAUAAAGAUCCAUUUUUUCAGGGUCAAGGGUACCAAAAGCAGUGCUUACGGGAACAAACCACUGUAGUGGCAUUGCAGAUGGUUCAGACAAGAGGAUGUAGUAUGGCAGAACUCUACUCUGAGAACAUAUACUCCUCUCUACUCUAGAAAUUGGAAAUGGUGCUGAUACGAGAGCCUGUAUAACUUCAGGCAAGAGUUCCUCUUCGAGGGAAGUUACCAGUUAACCGUGGAUGAUUUAUGUCUGGUUUGUACUCAUCAUCAGCAUGACUGGGGUUUACAGAGUAGAGUUUUCAGGACUCUGUCUUUAAAGAUACUAGUUGUUCCAUUUUGCAUACUGUCAAAGCUUGUGUACAGGUUUCUAUUGUGUUUAAGGUUGCAUGGGCAAAGUUAGGGAGAAGAGUUGGAAUUGAAGCAAGAAUGUACUGUCAAAAAUGUUCUAAACAUUGCAUUUAUUAAACUUUAAUACAAAUUAAAUGCAAAUUUGUAUAUAAUGUAUUUAGGGUACACUAUAUUUAAGAACAUGUUUUCAUUGCUUACGUCAGUAGCCUCAGAUGAUAAUUUGUUGAUUUGUUUUCAUUACCUUAACCUCCAGCAUUUAGAAUCAGUGUAUAGAUUUAUUUUUCCUGAGUAUGAAAGCCACACAGUAUCCAUUCAUGUAGCUCUAUUAUGCCAGAAAUAUCUAAUUAUACUGGCUCUCUGUAUCUAAGCAGCAUUUAACGCUUUUUUCUUCACACUCGGGGAUCCAUCUUCUGUGUAUCCCAAAUAAACGCAUUAUCAUUCCCCCAUUUUCUGCCACAAAAUAACUGAAGUUUUCAUGAGAUCUGCUUAGGACAUGAAGGAAUGUUUUCUUAGAUAGCAAUAGGAUUUGAUCUGAUGACUUUGCAAAGAUGUAAAACGAAUACAAAGUGGCUUCUUCUGUAUGGAAAGAUAGUUUACAAUGGAAUGUUUCUCUGUUUAUUUCAAAACUUAAGCAUUGUUUUUUAUUUGUUUCUGUUCUGCUAUAAAGCUUGUUUUUUGAGAAAAGACUAUGCUUCUAAAGACAUAGCAAAGUAGACUUUGUAUAGUAAAGCUUAAUUCUGCUGAAAGGGUGAGUGUUGUUCCUUCUCCCCUCCUUUACUGCUCACAAAGCUGUCUGGUGAACUUCUGUGUCAAUGCAAGGUAAGUGAUAAAGGUAUUCAGGCAGGAGCAGGGAUGAGGGUAAACAGGGAAGAGGAGGGAGCAGGACCUUCUCAUUUCAGCUGUAGCGAAAUGAGUGACAGCUCGCUCUUAGAUAGUCAUCCCCUUAAAGUUUGUCUUGUCUGGACAAAUCUCAUUCCUAAGUUAUGUUCUUUUAUUCUUGUUGAAUUCUUUCUUUUUGAAGGCUUUUCAGGGUGGAGAGGUUCAAGAGAAGCUGAAAAGAAUUUAAUCUAUUUCUCCAGUGUCUCUGCCAGAGUCAUUAGCCAAGGACUUGACUGGACUGAAUUCCUUGCUGUAUGAAGGAGUUCCUGUGUGACCUAAAGGCUCUGAAUUUUGGACUGUGACUCAUUCAUCUGUCUCAGUGAAGGGACUGGCUGUCUACAGAGGUGUGGCAGUUGCAUGUUCUUGCUGCUGGCUUUCAAGGUCUCAUGUCUUUGGCUGCUGAAAAUCUGUACAUUGCUGUUCUUCUGGAGUACUCAUGGAAAGGUGAGAAGCCAGGGACGGAGCAAGAUGAAGUUAAGCUUCAGAAUGCCAGCAAGCAGAUUGUGCAGACUGCUAUCCUCCGAGCAGUGCAGCAAGUUUCGCAGGAGAGCCAGCAAAAGGAGAAACGAACAAACAGCAGUACAAGCCUCCAACUAGAAAGAGGAAAAUUAACCAAGAAGCAUGAAAAGAAGUAAAGGAGCGGAUUGUUUUUUUCAAUCCUCCAGUCUGCAGUGUUUUCAGCCUUCUCUUUAGUAUCAGCUGUAUUGCUAGUGCAAUGUUACUGUUGUAAAGCAAACCAAAGUAUAAUCACACCUAGACAUAGGGUAAAGCUGCAAUAGUCCUCAGCUGAGAAAUAUUAAGUGCAUUAGAUGACUAACUCCAUAUUUAUGCAGUGCCUCUUAACAGAAACAAUAACCAUAGCUAUAAAAGUAGUUUCAAGCACAAGCUCUUAUGGUAUGGACUUAUUCUCAAAAGCUUGCUGCCAGUGCACUUUCAUGUAAGUUCUGCGUGCAAUGUUUAUGUCAGUUCAGCUGGAUGGACUCUUCUUUAAGUUAUGGGGUUUGCUGAAGCUGUCUUCACUGAAGAAAUAGUUUACUGUUGAGUGUAGCAGAAUGCUUUCAGGCUGCCUUGAAGCACAUGUUUGUACUUUGCUUUGAUUAAACAUGGACUAUGUGAAGUGGCAGUAUAAAGUGGAUUUGGUAAGUUCUGUGAACCAAUUUCUUUUUUCAUCUUGGGGAAAAAAAAAAAAAGCAAUCCAUUAAGACUGCAGUGACUGUGAUCUAUGACUCUGAUCAUAGACCUAUGAUCUAUGUCUUUUUUUAAAGAAGUUAAAAGAAGUACUGAAGUUUUAGUCUACUUAUUUGAAAUACUUCUAUACUUCUGCAUAAAAAUCACUUGUGCCUCAACUAUUCUUUUUAAUUUUCUUAAUAUUGAAAGAAGAGAAACUGAUGUGCUGAUACAGAGUUUGCCAGCUUUUCCUUCAGUUUUGCAACUUUGCUGGGCCUUGAUUUACAGAAAGCGAAGACUUGAGUGGCUUUAAAAAAAGCUUUUGAAUUUAUUAAUAUCCUGAAGGAUGGAAAUAUACUGUGUCUGAAUUCUGUCAUCGUAGAUAUUUCUCACCUGCUGGGUGUAAAGUGAUUUUAUAUAUUUACAAUUGUUACAUAGAUUCACCUCAAAUAGCACUGCUUUAAGCUGGUAAUACAGAACUUAUCUUUUAACUGCUCUAUAAAUCUGAAAAAAUCCAUGAUGUUUCUGAAAAUACAAAUUAAAUAAAUGUAGCUUUCACUUUUAUGCUCCCUUACUGUAAUGAUGAUUGCACUAUUAUACAUCUGAAAUGAAUAACAGUAUAUUUAAUUCUAGAAAUGGCUUGUAGCUCUGCUUCAACUGAAUUCUUGUAGUAAUAUACCUAGAAAUAUAGAGAAGCAGAUGCACAGGAUCUGCAAAGAAGGAGACAAACUUUUGUCAUUGCUUUUCUACGCAGUUAGAUGAUUCUUAAAGAGACUUUAUUUUAAGUAAUUGGCUAUUACUUACUGUGUCCUACUGCUUGUGUUAAACAAUUUCAGGAUUCUUUCUCAUGGCCAGAGGCUUAGUCAUGAAUAGCCAUGUACUGUAAUAUUAAGCCUUUGAAAUCUGCUUGGUUCAAUUUUUUUUUUUUUUUUAAUUUAACAGCACUGACUCAUACCAGAUAAUGAUUUAGCUCAAUCUUCUUUUACUUAAAAAUGCAAGGAAGAAUUUGACAUGAUUAAAGUUGUUCUAAAUCCUCUAAUAAUGAAAAUUGACUUGGAUUUCAAGUACACAGUUGGUUCACUUCUAUAGACACUGGGUGAAUUUUUCUAGCCAAGCAAACUUUGAAAGGUGGAAGUAGUUGGGUUUUGAGGCACGUGUGUGUUUGUCAUAAUAGUAAUUUUUUUACCAUUAGCUUUUUCAUCAGUUGAUCUUUGGUUGGGAGGUAGUUCUUUUCUAAGCACUCUUUGUAACUGUGCUUUCUGAGAGCCUUAGAAAACUGAUCAUGAGUAAAGGUUCAAUUCUGAGGCUGGUGGUCAGGCAACUCUAGUGGGUGAGAGAGAGCAAGCCUGUUGGAGAGACUCUGUGGUGCAAAAUGGUGUUUGCCAUGGACUCACCUACAGUGCUGUAGGAAGGAGAGCUAUAGAAGAGCAAAAUCCCCAUUUCUUUGGGAUUAUUCUAGGUUUUUUUAAUGCUUUUUGACCCCAGAAAUUAGCAAUAUGUCUCUUUUUUUUUUUAUGUUCAUGGUGAUUAUUUUAAUAAUCUUCAUGUAGUUUGGAAACUUGUUUGCAUGUCCAAUUUUUUUUUAAGUCAUCAUGUUAGAAAAAGAAGAAUUUCAAAAGCCAGUGAAUCCAGGUUUUUGCCACUGCUUCAUAUGAGCCUAUUCCACUCCUCCUCCCACUAUGUUCUUCUACAAUAUCCCUUUACUGUCCUAGCCCUUUUAGACACACUAUUACUCAACCAUUAAAUCAUGCCCAUCAUUUUCAGUGCUGUCAGAAGUCUAGUAUCUUGGAAAGGUAAAAAUGGUAGGAAGCCUAACAGAGCCUUGAGGAAGUUUUCUAUGGUCUCCUAUUGAGGAAAAACAAAUACUGUAGCUUAAAUAGUGUAGUUUUCCCUGAGAGGCAAAUAAUGCAUCUCCUAUCUAUAGUAUAUAUACUUAAAUUAAAGCAUGCAUUUAGUAUCUCCUAUUGACAAAGUGUGUUCUGCACACCACUUGCAUCCAGGAUGUGUAGUUGAGAUCUGUACUGCAUGUGAGAGAACUGCACAAAAGAAAACUUUACCCUUGGCUUGUUAUAUGCUUACUAGAUGGUGAAAGCAGGUAUUUUUGGUAUCUUCACUGACAGAUUAUAUUUUCUGGAGAAAAUACGGACUGUAGAAAUUAUUACAGGUGUGAUGCAGGUCUGGUUACAAAUAAAAAAAAAAACUCUUAAAGAAACUCUUAAUA
This is a messenger RNA of Harpia harpyja (harpy eagle), 7662 nucleotides long. RefSeq names its product A-kinase anchor inhibitor 1 (gene AKAIN1). The record is from RefSeq and is a predicted model, not a curated record. Bases 4661 to 4909 code for a protein of 82 amino acids. The transcript is spliced from 5 exons. Lineage: Eukaryota; Metazoa; Chordata; Aves; Accipitriformes; Accipitridae.